AUGGCACCUUUUUACAAAAUUAUGGUAGAGGAACUUCAAGCUCCUUUCGAUCAAGCAUUAUAUGACGCUAUGGUUACAAAGAACGAGGAAGAGUUGAAAAAGUUUGAUGAAAAGGCAACCGAUGCCGAACAAAAUCAAGGUGAAACUGAAGUUAACGAAGCCUUCUUAUCAAAGGCUGAUUACUAUGCCGAAAUUGGUGACAAAGAAAAUGCUCUUAUUGCUUACGAGAAUUUGUUGAAGAGAUCAAUCACUUUAGGUACUCGUAUCGAUAUUGUCUUCACCUUUGUUCGCAUUGGUUUCUUUUUUGGUGAUAACAGCUUAGUUCGCCCCAACAUUGAAAAGCUUAGAGAAUUAAUUGAUCAAGGUGGUGAUUGGGAUCGUCGUAAUAGAUUGAAGGUAUACGAAGGUGUUUAUCUCAUGUCUAUUCGUGACUUCAAGGGUGCUGCUGCUUUAUUCUUGGACACAUUGAGUACUUUCACCAGUACCGAAAUUAUGUCUUACCAAGAUUUUGUCAAAUAUGCAGUUUUGACCAGUUUGAUCAGUAUGAAGCGUGUAGAUAUUAAAAAGAGAGUUUUGGAUUCCCCCGAGAUUUUAGAGGUUAUUUCUGAUAUCCCUCACCUUGAAGAUUUUAUGACAAGUUUGUACAACUGCAAAUAUGCCCAAUUUUUCCGCUCAUUGGCUGCUAUUGAACAAGCUCAUUUACGUACAUCGCGUUACCUUUUACCUCACAUGCGUUUCUAUACCCGCGAAAUGCGUAUUUCUGCUUAUGCUCAACUGCUAGAAAGUUACAGAUCCUUGACUGUCACAAGUAUGGCACAAGCAUUCGGUAUGAGUGAAGAAUACAUUGACCAGGAUCUCUAUAAAUUUAUUGCUGCUGGACGUCUCAACUGUGUUAUUGAUAAAGUAAACGGUAUCAUUGAAACUAACAGACCCGAUGCAAAGAAUGCUCAAUACCAAUCUGUAAUCAAGCAAGGUGAUCUUUUGUUGAAUAGAGUUCAAAAGUUGAGCAGAGUUAUUGAUGUUUAA
This is a messenger RNA of Mucor mucedo, 1026 nucleotides long. Its product is annotated as 26S proteasome subunit RPN7-domain-containing protein. Gene Ontology annotation, cellular component: proteasome regulatory particle. The record is from RefSeq and is a predicted model, not a curated record. Gene Ontology annotation, biological process: proteasome-mediated ubiquitin-dependent protein catabolic process. The coding region runs from base 1 to 1026 and encodes 341 amino acids. The transcript has 4 exons. Gene Ontology annotation, molecular function: protein binding. Lineage: Eukaryota; Fungi; Mucoromycota; Mucoromycetes; Mucorales; Mucoraceae.